Messenger RNA from Pleurotus ostreatus (oyster mushroom), 1716 nucleotides. RefSeq lists its product as uncharacterized. Gene Ontology annotation, biological process: carbohydrate metabolic process. The record is from RefSeq and is a predicted model, not a curated record. The coding region runs from base 1 to 1716 and encodes 571 amino acids. Gene Ontology annotation, molecular function: hydrolase activity, hydrolyzing O-glycosyl compounds. Lineage: Eukaryota; Fungi; Basidiomycota; Agaricomycetes; Agaricales; Pleurotaceae. The transcript is spliced from 3 exons.
AUGAGAUUCGCUAUGUCGCUCCUGUCCCCUUUCCCCUUGUCUGUGGUUGCAUGCCCUGCUCUAAAUUAUCGGAUUUACUCGACGCAGACGUUUGAUCAUGGGCGGCCAUUCGUCAAUCCGUCGCUGUAUACCGAUCUAGCCGACUUGAUGGUCAUUCGCGUCAACGAUACCUUCUAUUACUCUUCAUCCACUAUGCACUACUCUCCUGGCGCACCCAUCCUGCGAUCGUACGAUCUCGUCAACUGGGAAUUCAUUGGCCACUCCGUACCCACCUUGAGCUUUGGUGACAAUGAUUCUUACAAUCUUGUGAACGGAAAGCGUGCAUACGUCCGGGGCAUCUGGGCAUCCUUCUUUAACUACCGAGCCAGCACCAACACAUGGUUCUGGGGUGGUUGCGUCGACUUCGACAAGACUUAUAUCUAUACCGCUUCUUCGUCAACGGGGCCAUGGACACAACGCGGCAUCAUCAACAAAUGCUAUUAUGAUUCCUCCCUGCUCGUGGAUGACGAUGGAUCUCUGUACGUUGCUUACGGGAGCUCUACCAUCAGCGUGGCGAAACUAUCUGCGGAUGGCCUUAGUGAGGUCUCAAGUCAAGUAGUGUAUACUACAGACCUUUACAUCGAAGGCUCUCGCUUCUAUAAAGUGAACGGCAGGUAUUAUAUAUUCGUCACUCAUCCUGCGGCAGAGGAGCACGUCUUGAUGUCAACUGGUGGACCAAUGGCGCAAUAUACUAUAAAACCGCUCGCCUUGAGUGUGCGUCCCCCCAUAGCUGGUACGGGGAAUCCCCAUCAGGGCGGGCUGGUGACUACCCCUAGCGGAAACUCGUACUAUAUCGCCUUCAUCGACUCAUACCCUGCCGGGCGCGUCCCAGUUCUCGCCCCUUUGACUUGGGGUUCGGACGGCUUCCCGGUCCUGCAACUGGUCAAUGGCGGUUGGGGAGCCUCUUACCCAGCUCCCAUGGCCCUUCACCCCCUUCCUUCCCUCUAUAGCACCGACUCUUUCUCCGGCACCAGUUUGAAACCCGAAUGGGAGUGGAACCACAACCCUGACACGUCUAAAUUCCGCGUCAACAAUGGUCUCUUCCUCGAUACAGUCACCGUAACCAACGACCUCUACGCCGCGCGAAAUACAUUGACGCAUCGUAUUCCCGGUCCGGAGUCUACGGCAACGAUAGCCAUCGAUGUUGGUAGCAUGAGAGACGGAGAUCGUGCCGGGCUCGCACUCUUCCGCGACGCUUCUGCUUGGAUCGGUGUCGCACGCACUGGUAGUAGCUAUGCUAUCUGGUUCGUCAACAACCUCACUAUGGACUCCGCAUGGAACACUGUUGGCAGAGGGACUACAGUCGCUACUGCCAGUGUCACGGGGGGAACAAUAUACCUCCGCAUUAAUGCGCGCGUUGCUUCGAGCAGUGAUCAUGUAGCUACGUUCUACUACAGUACCACCGGGUCGACCUUCACCUCUAUGGGGACGUUCACCAUGAUCACGGCAUGGCAAUACUUCAUGGGAUACAGAUUUGGACUCUUCAAUUAUGCCACGCUUGCGACCGGUGGUACCGUCAAGGUCAACUACUUCGAUAUCCAAGGGGGAAUACCCAGUUCCGUGCCUAUCAUCACGUCUUCGAGUUCGGCGCCAACAGCUACAGGGGGAAGCGGGACUGUGGUCCAGUACGGGCAAUGUGGAGGUAAUGGGUACACUGGCCCCACCGGUGAGUUCUGA